This is a messenger RNA of Talpa occidentalis (Iberian mole), 3222 nucleotides long. RefSeq names its product TBC1 domain family member 15 (gene TBC1D15). Gene Ontology annotation, biological process: activation of GTPase activity. The coding region runs from base 47 to 2122 and encodes 691 amino acids. The record is from RefSeq and is a predicted model, not a curated record. The transcript has 18 exons. Gene Ontology annotation, molecular function: GTPase activator activity. NCBI's taxonomy places the organism in Eukaryota, Metazoa, Chordata, Mammalia, Eulipotyphla, Talpidae.
AGACACGUGAGACACUGCUACGUCAUCACAGGCACGCGCAGGAAACAUGGCGGCGGUGGGUGUUGUGAGCGGGAGGAUUAUAUAUGAACAGGAAGGGGUCUAUAUUCACUCAUCUUGUGGAAAAACCAAUGACCAAGACAGCUUGAUUGCAGGAAUACUGCGUGUUUUAGAAAAGGAUGCUGAAGUAAUGGUGGACUGGAGACCAUUGGAUGAUGCAUUAGAUUCUUCUAGUAUUCUCUAUGCUAAAAAGGACUCCAGUUCGGUUGUAGAAUGGACCCAGGCCCCCAGAGAAAGAGCUCACCGAGGACUGGAGUCCCUGAAUAGUUACGAAGCGGAGUGGGACAUGGUUAAUACCGUUGCGUUUAAAAAGAAACCACAUACCAAUGGAGAUGCUCCAAGUCAUAGAAAUGGGAAAAGCAAAUGGUCAUUCCUGUUCAGUUUGACAGACCUGAAAUCAAUCAAGCAAAACAAAGAGGGGAUGGGCUGGUCAUAUUUGGUAUUCUGUCUAAAGGAUGACGUCGUUCUUCCUGCUCUACACUUUCAUCAAGGAGAUAGCAAACUACUGAUUGACUCUCUUGAAAAAUAUGUGGUAUUGUAUGAAUCUCCACAGGAUAAAAGAAUACUUCUUGUGAAUUGUCAGAAUAAGAGUCUCUCACAGUCUUUUGAAAAUCUUCUUGAUGAACCAGCAUAUGGUUUAAUACAAGCAGGACUGCUAGACAGAAGAAAGCUGUUGUGGGCCAUUCACCAAUGGAAAAAAAUUAAAAAGGAUCCUUAUACAGCAACCAUGUCAGGAUUUUCCAAAGUCACAAACUACAUUUUUGAUAGUUUGAGAGGCAAUGAUCCCUCUACACAUCAACGACCACCUUCAGAAAUGGCAGAUUUUCUUAAUGAUGCUAUUCCAGGUUUAAAGAUAAAUCAACAAGAAGAACCAGGGUUUGAAGUCAUCACAAGAAUUGAUUUGGGAGAACGACCUGUUGUCCAAAGGAGAGAACCAGUAUCACUGGAAGAAUGGAAUAAGAACAUUGAUGCCGAAGGAAGAAUUUUAAAUGUGGAGAAUAUGAAGCAGAUGAUAUUUAGAGGGGGACUUAGUCAUGCAUUGAGAAAGCAAGCAUGGAAAUUUCUUCUUGGUUAUUUUCCUUGGGACAGUACCAAGGAGGAAAGAACUCAGUUACAAAAACAAAAAACUGAUGAAUACUUCAGGAUGAAACUACAGUGGAAAUCUGUCAGUGAGGAACAAGAGAAGAGAAAUUCGAGAUUACGAGAUUAUAGAAGCCUGAUUGAAAAAGAUGUUAACAGAACAGAUCGAACAAACAAGUUUUAUGAAGGCCAAGAUAAUCCAGGGCUGAUUUUGCUUCAUGAUAUUUUGAUGACUUACUGUAUGUAUGAUUUUGAUUUAGGAUAUGUACAAGGAAUGAGUGACUUGCUUUCCCCUCUUUUGUAUGUGAUGGAAAAUGAAGUGGAUGCCUUUUGGUGUUUUGCCUCCUAUAUGGACCAAAUGCAUCAAAAUUUUGAAGAACAAAUGCAGGGCAUGAAGACCCAACUAAUUCAGCUAAGUACCUUGCUUCGAUUGUUGGACAGUGGAUUUUGCAGCUACUUAGAAUCUCAGGACUCCGGAUACCUUUAUUUUUGCUUCAGAUGGCUUUUAAUCAGAUUUAAAAGGGAAUUUAGUUUUCUGGAUAUUCUUCGAUUAUGGGAGGUAAUGUGGACUGAUCUACCAUGUAAAAACUUUCAUCUUCUUCUCUGUUGUGCUAUUCUGGAAUCAGAAAAGCAGCAAAUAAUGGAAAAGCAUUAUGGCUUUAAUGAAAUACUGAAGCAUAUCAAUGAAUUGUCCAUGAAAAUUGAUGUGGAAGAUGUGCUAUGCAAAGCAGAAGCAAUUUCUCUACAGAUGGUAAAAUGCAAGGAAUUACCACAAGCAGUUUGUGAGAUCCUAGGACUUCAAGACAGUGAAGUUACAACACCAGAUUCAGACACUGGGGAAGAUGAAAAUGUUGGCAUGAUUAGUUGUCCUACGUCUGUGUUCCAGAGUAAUUCCUUGCCUGUACAUGCUGCCAGUGGAACCAGAGAUGACAACCCAACACAGAUAUCAGUGUCCCCAAAUGUCAGCAGAUUAACACCUGCAUGAUCAUUCUUCUUGCUUAAUUUUUGAAGAGACACUCUGUUGCAACUCAUUUUUAAGUACUUGAAAGGUGGAAAUUUGAAAUCUUGGUAUUGAUCAUGCUUUAAGGUUUAUGGAAAGAAAGUGUACUGAUGUCCUUGCAUUAAAGCUUUACAAAGAUUUAAACUAAUUAUUUUUGUAGUUACUUCUACCAAAUAGCCUUUCCUUUUCAAUAACAUUCCUUAGUAUUUUUAUAGCCAAGUACAUGUUACUUUCUUGCUGAUGAACUGGAAUUGGACAAAUAUUGCAAGUGGAUGAGCUGAAAAUUAUGCACUUUGAAAAACAUUCACAUUGUUUACUCUCAGUUGAGUGGGUUUUGAAUUGAUUAAAUUAAAUGUUGAGCCUUUCUAUAGCAUUCUAAGCUGAGAAGUAGAUUGUUACCCAGUGACGAAAUAAAAUAUUUUUUUCCUGUUGUUUACAACAAUACUCAGCUGAAAUAUUUAUGCUGGUUCAAUAUGAUUUAAAUUGGACAUUUUCAUCAAUGCAGUUGAAUGUGUAGAUAACAAGCUAUUUCAACCAUACUAAGUGGAUUGGCAGUAUAUUUUUUACACUGAACUUUUCUUCACUUGUGUAUAAAGCUAUAUAAGUACGUAUUUAUGAGUAUAAGAAAGAAUAGCCAUAUUUUCUUUAACUGAAUAAACUUGACUUGAUUUAUAUAACCUGAUUUGAUGAAAUUAAUACAUAUCUUCAAUAUGAAAUCUUUUUCAAAACUAUUUUCUUAACCAAACAUUUAUUUCAUGAGACUACAUUCAACCCUGUACCUGGUAUAAUUUUAAAAUUAAUUGCUUGUAACCUCACUUUACUAAUAAUGUUUAUUAUCUUUCCUAAUAAUGCAUUAACUGAUUAAUCAGGUCUUCAAAUUUUUAUAAAAUACUCUUUGCAAAACGCUUGUCAGAAAUUUCAAGAUAUCAUGAGUCUCAAUACUUUUUUGUAUAUGAACGAAGCUAUUGUUUUUACCAUGCAGUGUUGCAUGAUUUUAAGUUAUGUGGAAUUAACAUAACUGAUUUCAUUUUAACUGUAAUUUGUUAAACCUGUACAUAUUAUUAAAAUAAAUUUGAAGUUGAAGU